Messenger RNA from Macroventuria anomochaeta, 1429 nucleotides. Its product is annotated as Metallo-dependent phosphatase. Lineage: Eukaryota; Fungi; Ascomycota; Dothideomycetes; Pleosporales; Didymellaceae. Gene Ontology annotation, cellular component: cytoplasm. The coding region runs from base 1 to 1239 and encodes 412 amino acids. Gene Ontology annotation, molecular function: hydrolase activity, acting on ester bonds. The transcript is spliced from 5 exons. The record is from RefSeq and is a predicted model, not a curated record.
AUGAAGCGGGAACAUCUCCUGUGGCUUGCAUCUUCGACAGCAGGUGCCUCUUCGCUGCUACAGUUCGGCCAAGGAGCCACGUUUGACUAUCCUGGGGUCCGCUUUGGGGCCGACAAGAAGUUCUCAAUCACUGUCUUCAGCGACUUGCAUUUCGGCGAACCGUCAUGGACUGGGGGAGGCAAGGGACCCGACGCCGACUGGAAGACCGUCGGAGUCAUGAACUCGGUUCUCGACAAUGAGCACUCGGAUUUCGUAGUCCUGAACGGUGACCUCACGUCUUGCGAGUUCGUCGCGCCGGAGAAUGUGACAGCCCUCAUCGACCAAGUCACCGCGCCGCUUGUCGAUCGCAACAUGCCAUUUGCUGCCACCUUUGGCAAUCACGACAUGUCCAAGACCUGCAGCACUCGCAUCAUGUCCGAGUACAUGUGGGGCAAUAUCAAGGGCAAGAAUGGGAAGAGAUUGUCCCUCACCACUUCUUCAGUCUCUGGUCCAUACGAACAGGUCGGCACAAGCAACUACUAUAUUCCAGUCUACGCUUCGACUGGAGGUGGAAACCCGCAGCUCUCCAUGAUGCUUUGGUUCUUCGACAGCAAGGGCGGUCGCGACUACGGAAAGGUCGAUGCUAACGGCAAAGACGUGCCAGUGGCUGGCUGGGUAGACGACAAGGUCACGUCCUGGUUCCGUCUUACGCGCGACGCUGUUCGUCAGCAACAAGGCCGAGUGAUUCCCAGCUUGGCCUUCGUGCAUAUCCCUGUUCAUUCCACUCAGGCCUAUCAAGAUCAGGGUCGCGAGCCAGCGACUGCCCCGGGUCUUAACGAAGAAUUGAUUGGCCACCAGGGUGAGGUUUGCGACAGCGACAACAACUGCAACUACAACGGCGCCGACACGCCUUUUAUGGAGGCGCUCGUCGAGACGGAGGGACUCAUGGGCGUCUUCUCUGGUCAUGAUCAUGGUGUAGACUGGUGCAUGAAGUGGUCCAAGGAUCUGCCCAACAACUCUCCAGCGAACGGUAAUGGCCUCAACCUCUGCUUCAACCGACACUCUGGAUACGGUGGCUAUUCCGAGUGGACGCGCGGAGGUCGACAAAUCGUCGUCGAGGAAGACAAGCUCGGCGAGAAUGUACUUGAAACGUACAUUAGGCUCGAAGACGGCAGUGUGUCUGGUCGAGUCACUCUAAACUCCACCUAUGGUACAGAUAGGUACCCUCCAGUGGCAAAACUGAAGAGCACUGGCUUGUAGAACAAGUCCGCGUCGGCGUCGAAGCUCAUAGCUAUGAUCAGGAAUUGGCGAGAGAAGAUUGCAAAGCUGGUUUCGAAACAUGCUACGCCUGCGAGAAUUGAGGCCAUCAUAUACGAGUAGAAUGGGGCCGAUGGAUACGACUACCUCCAGGCCUGCGGAUAGCAAUACCUAUGUACAUGUAAUAUACAAC